GGGGGGAGAGGAAGAGGAGUGCGCCGGGCCCCCUGCGAGACUUCGGCCGUAGGGUCUGUAUUUUAAGUGACGUCUAGGAGGCAACCGCUGCAGCUGGCUGGGUAACGGACUUUAGCGCGUCUCCUUGCGAUUUCUAAACCGGGACCUGCCAGGGCCCAGCAGUCCCCGCGCCGCCGCCGCGCCGCCCACUGCCCUCUGCUGGGCGCGGGGACGCAGUACCCCGCGCUGCGGCGGCACUUGGCCUGGUUGAGAAAGCCCAGAGUCAGCUUGGCGUUUGGAGAUUUGCCUGACACAAUAUACUGCGUUUCUGGUAAAAGGGAGCAUUUAUGGGAUGGCAAAGUUUUCUGUUGGUUUGCUGAUGUGCGGUCCUGGGAAGACCAGUGUGUAAACCUCAGUGGAGCACAGGCAGCGAUCGUCAUUCCAGUACGAGAAGCUAACUUGCGAAAAGGAAUGGAGUCUAACAAGGAAAUGGCAAGAAGUCUUUUGAAGACAUCAUCUAUGUCUCUAGGGACAAAAUUGCUACAUCAGACGGGAAUGGCACUUUAUAAUACAUCUCAUGGCUUCCAUGAAGAAAAAGUAAAGAAAGUUCUUCAGCAGUUUCCUGGGGGAACCAUUGACCUUCAGAAGGAAGAAAAUGGCAUUGGCAUUCUGACUCUGAACAAUCCAAAUAAAAGGAAUGCCUUCUCAGGUGUUAUGAUGCUACAGCUUUUGGAAAAAGUGAUUGAAUUGGAAAACUGGACAGAAGGGAAAGGCCUCAUUGUUCGUGGGGCAAAAAAUACUUUCUGCUCAGGGUCUGAUCUGAAUGCUGUGAAAGCACUAGGAACUCCAGAGGAUGGAGUGGCCUUAUGUAUGUUCAUGCAAAACACCUUAACAAGACUUAUGAGACUUCCUUUAAUAAGUGUUGCACUAGUUCAAGGUUGGGCGUUGGGUGGAGGAGCAGAAUUUAUUACAGCAUGUGAUUUCAGAUUAAUGACUCCAGGGAGUGAGAUCAGAUUUGUUCACAAGGAGAUGGGUAUAAUACCAAGCUGGGGUGGCGCUACCCGGCUGGCUGAAAUUAUCGGCCGUAGACAAGCUCUCAAAGUGUUAAGUGGGGCCCUCAAAAUGGAUUCAAAACAAGCUUUAAACCUAGGGAUGGUUGACGAGGUCUUGCAGUCUUCAGAUGAAACUGAAAGUCUGGGAGAGGCACUCGAGUGGCUAAAGCAGUUUACUGAAGGGCCAACAGAAGUAAUUAGAGCUUUGAAAAAAGCUGUUUCUUCAGGCAAAGAGCUUUCUUUCCAGGAAGCAUUACAGACCGAAAGAGAUCUUUUAGGGACACUUUGGGGUGGACCAGCAAAUCAGGAGGCUAUUGCUAGGAGAGGAAAAUUCUGUAAGUAGGUAUUUUAAA
Phyllostomus discolor (pale spear-nosed bat) is the source of this 1384-nucleotide messenger RNA. RefSeq names its product ethylmalonyl-CoA decarboxylase 1 (gene ECHDC1). The transcript is spliced from 8 exons. Bases 451 to 1374 code for a protein of 307 amino acids. Gene Ontology annotation, cellular component: cytosol. The record is from RefSeq and is a predicted model, not a curated record. NCBI's taxonomy places the organism in Eukaryota, Metazoa, Chordata, Mammalia, Chiroptera, Phyllostomidae. Gene Ontology annotation, molecular function: enoyl-CoA hydratase activity. Gene Ontology annotation, biological process: fatty acid beta-oxidation.